Messenger RNA from Macrosteles quadrilineatus (aster leafhopper), 3141 nucleotides. Its product is annotated as protein unzipped-like. NCBI's taxonomy places the organism in Eukaryota, Metazoa, Arthropoda, Insecta, Hemiptera, Cicadellidae. The record is from RefSeq and is a predicted model, not a curated record. Bases 236 to 1759 code for a protein of 507 amino acids. The transcript has 7 exons.
ACCGGUAAACCUGUACAGUGUGGUAGUGUUCGUUAAUCUCGGAAUACGCGCCAAAGGAUUAAGUGUAGUGUUGUGCUGUUUUCAAAGUGGAAUAUUGUGAUACGCCGCACCAGUGAUUAUAAUCUGUUACGUUAUUGUGUCAUGUGUUUUUGAGUUUUGAAAAAUAACGGUGAGUUUCGAAGUUGUGGGAAUAAAUAUUGGCGUUGGUUAUUCACCUGUCUGUCCAUGAACUUUCAUGAAGGAGUAUUUCAAAAUGGCUCGCAGCGGCUGUCUACUGAUAACACUGGUGACCUUGAGUCUGACCUCUGCCAGUGAUAACAGCGUCCACAUCUACAAUCAGUACCCCGACCUGCACAUCACUUCGUCGACCUUGAGAUGGAUCGGAGACCAGAACGGAAACAGACCGGACACAGCAGUCGUCGCAACUCUGGAUAUAGUCUCUGCCACAGAGGGCCAGGUAGAUGACGGCGCCGUGGACGCGGUUAAGGAGCGAGCUGUGCACGUCUGUAGAGCGAGAAUCAACGGUCUCUGGGUGCCUGGUAGGUUACCUCUCAACGCAACAGAGUGCCAAGUCUCGCUGCUCGGCCGAGUCUUCAGCUACCCUCAGUAUGAGGUUCUUACCACUGACCAUCUAUGUGCAGUUAGUCCAUUGGUUAAACUCACUACUGAAUAUUGCAAGAAAAGAUUGGGUGGCCGGUGUCGAUCUGGGCCUCAAAAUCGCGUGCUGGAGAACAUGGAGACGGGGGCGCGGCUCAGCUGGGUCCAGUGGGGGCGCUACAACCCCCUGUUGCCCAAGGGGGCGGUGGCCGGGGGAGAGCAGGUUUACGUUGCCAGACGAAAGGUCAACAUGAUUGGAGCACGAGACGAGGCCAAGGUCCUGGGUCCUCGCCACCACGUGGGCAAGUUUGACCCCAAGGAGGGCAUAGGCAGAGUCAUCGUCAUCGAGGGAGUCGGCAAGGAUGCUGUAGAGAAGGAUUAUCAUGAGGGAGAGAUCCUCGUAGAGUCGGAACCGACAAAUUACGAGAUCACAAGCAUGAAGUUCACAGAGAAGCGGCGUAAAGAAUCAAGAACGCUGAAGGAGCUGGGAUCAGCCACUCUGAAGAACGAUCAAUCGCAGUAUACGGCCAAGGUGGACACGGUUGUUGCUUAUGACAACUUGGUGUCUAUGUACUGGGGUCAGGGAAGAGCCAUGCUGAAGGGGCUGAACACCAUCAUCAGACUACCCAAUGGCAACAGAGAGGAGAUUAAGUGGGGCAUCCCCUUCACUGAGGAGCGCAAGGAUGUUUACAAAGUGGAAGCGCAUCUAGAGCCAGGCACCGCAGUGAACGUCACUGUCUGGGGUAACCAGACCGAUAGUGAGGUCCCUUACUCGGGUCAACUUGUUGCCGUCUACGAAGAUCUACAAUCAAGAGCCCGAGGAAUCUCUGGAAUACUGAGAGAAGAAUCCAUGAAAGAACUGAAGGCGGUGUUCAGCCCAGUCUAUUGGAUACACAACGACACACUGGUUCCAACAACGACUACUACAACAACAACGACAACGUCAACCACCACGACCACAACAACGAGGCCGAAGGAGAUUGUGGACAGCAACAACAUUCAAGGUGAUGACAACAACUUGCCAGAGAACUCAGCGGCUCUCAGCAAGAAUGUGAGCAAAGCCUCAGUUGGCGACACUGGCUCGGGUUCCUCUGUAGUUUUAUCGUCUUUCCUCUCUCUCAUUCCAGCCAUCUCUAUUUCUCUUGUUCAAAGGAUAGCGUAAGUGUUUUUUGUGGGCGAAUGAGUAAUUUUAAGUUUGUGUACCUGUAAUUUUUUAACCGUCAAGCUGGAAGAGCCCAUUAUUUGGUUACUAUUAUUCCGACAUUCAUGCAUAAAUAGGCGUUACGGUACAGCAAAGAAUGCUCUCUUAUGUUGAAAACAAAAAAAGGAAUUUUAAUUAUUUUUAACGUAGCAUAUAUUUAUUUUAGCGAGACAUCUUAUUUUGAUACAGAGUGUGACUGAUUGUGUGAUUGUUACUAUACCAACUAUGUAAAUUGUUAUUUUUGUUGACUUUAUAUGUACCAUCUUGUAUUGUUAAAGUAGCAGAGGGUUUAUUACACUUAUUAAACCCUCUUAGAUAUUUCCAAGUAAAGCCUGACUUGUACAUAUUAAGCCUCCUCGUAGGUAAUUUAGACUGCAAUUCCAACGUAAGGAGCUUUUCCGAGCAUUCUAAUGUUAGCUUUAGUUUCUGUCUGUAAUAUAUGAGAAGUGUAUAUAUCGGUGAUGUAUAUAACUAGGGGUCUCGAGACGGCAAUGUAGACGUUAUAUUUGUGUGAUAAUUAAAUAUAUCAUUACUACUAAUUUUACUGCAUUUUCUAGUUGACUGUGGUUAGCCUAGGUCUGUAUGGUACUAGUGUACCGCUAUGUGAUGUAUUGAGGGAGAUAUUUUAUUUUUAUACUGUUAAGAGUGGUCGUUUGUAGUGUUGCAAGCUUUUGUAUUGCAAUUUAUUUUUGUAUUUACUUUGUUGAACAGUGUUGGGCUCCAGGAAUAUUGAAUUUCAACUUGCAAGAGCAUUAAUCAAUGUUUUAUUUUUAAUACUUAUGUGAACAAUUAUUUCAAUUCUUUUUUAAUCAAAUCUAAAUAAUCAUAAACGAACAAUGUAAAUUUAAGAACAUGAUGUACUUUGUUCAAUUGAGAUCAACCAAUAAACAUUGUCCAUUGUGUUAUUUUGAAACACGUUAAGUGUUCAAAAUAAGUUAAUCUUGAGCACAAAAAUUCAAUGCAAGCUAUUCACUUAAUGUAUCUAUGUUGCUAACAAACACUUUUUAAUGGACUUUUAAUAUUUUUUUACAACAUUUUUUUACAAAAUUUCAUAGAGUUAUUUUUAUUGAAAUAUCCAUUACUAUUUUGUCUGUAUAAGUAAGUAAUUUUUUUUGUGUGGAAAGAGUGGAAAAAUUUAAUCGAUUGAAACCGUUCAUUAAGAUAAUCAUGAAGAGUUCCAUUAAGUGAUUGUGAUGUAUAUAAUGCUGUGUAUAGAAAAUAAACAAAAUGGUAGAGAGGAAGACAAUAAGGAUCAUUUGAUGUACUCCAAGCCUAAGAUGUAACUAAGGUCUCAUGUCUCUUACUGGCUGUAUAUAUGUGGUAUAAUUAUACACAUGACAAAC